AUGAUUCUAGUGAACCUUUGGGCCAUUGGAAGGGGCGUCAAUUACUGGGAAGAUCCAUUAGAGUUCAAACCAGAAAGAUUUCUCAACUCAAGCUUGAAUUUCAAAGGGAAUGACUUCGAAUUCAUACCUUUUGGUUCAGGGAGGAGAAUUUGCCCUGGCUUAACAAUGGCUUCCAUGCAUGUUUCAUUGAUUGUUGCCUCCCUUGUUCAUUUCUUUGAUUGGUCUCUUCCACAUGGAAAGGAUCCAAAGGACUUGGAUAUGACAGAGAAAUUUAGUGAAUACAGAAGCUACAGAGACCACCAAGCAUACUUGAAGAACAGAGGAAAGCAAGAGAUUGUUUUGAAAAUCAGAUUUUUAAGUUCAGGACCUCAUAUCAGAAUGGUAAAAUGA
Ziziphus jujuba (common jujube) is the source of this 390-nucleotide messenger RNA. RefSeq names its product (S)-N-methylcoclaurine 3'-hydroxylase isozyme 1-like. The record is from RefSeq and is a predicted model, not a curated record. Gene Ontology annotation, molecular function: iron ion binding; monooxygenase activity; oxidoreductase activity, acting on paired donors, with incorporation or reduction of molecular oxygen. The transcript has 3 exons. NCBI's taxonomy places the organism in Eukaryota, Viridiplantae, Streptophyta, Magnoliopsida, Rosales, Rhamnaceae. The coding region runs from base 1 to 390 and encodes 129 amino acids.